Rhopalosiphum padi (bird cherry-oat aphid) is the source of this 1966-nucleotide messenger RNA. RefSeq names its product protoporphyrinogen oxidase (gene Ppox). Gene Ontology annotation, molecular function: protoporphyrinogen oxidase activity, oxygen as acceptor. Lineage: Eukaryota; Metazoa; Arthropoda; Insecta; Hemiptera; Aphididae. Gene Ontology annotation, cellular component: mitochondrial inner membrane. Gene Ontology annotation, biological process: heme biosynthetic process. The record is from RefSeq and is a predicted model, not a curated record.
AAAAAUCUAAAUUUUUAAUUAUUAAUUGUAAAUAUUAAGUAUUAAAUAACAUUAUUUAAAUCAAUAAUCAUGACAAAUUUGUCAUGAUUAAAAUGUAAGCUUUUAAAAUCUAAUUAAAUUGUUUGAAGUUUGAAGUUUUUAUGUCAAUAUAAUAGUUCUCAAAAUUAUAAUAGUAGUGUACUUGGUUGCUCAUAAUACUAUUUCUAGGUACCUGCUGGUACUAAUUGUAAUUGAUAUUUAUAUUUGAGUAAAUUCUUAAUUCAAUCAUCAUGACUAUAGCCAUUUUAGGCGGUGGUCUCGCUGGUCUAAGCGCUGCAUAUUAUCUGAAACGAGAAGGAGGAAUUAACAAAAAUCAAUCAAUACAAAUUAUUGAAGCCGGCAAUCAAACAGGUGGCUGGAUCCAGUCGUGGAAAGAUGAAAACACUAAUGUUAUUAGUGAGCUUGGACCGCGGACGAUUAGAGGUCGUGGAAAAUCUGCCAACAAUACGUAUAGUUUAAUAAAAGAUUUAGGUAUUGAGAAUUUAGUGCGGAAUGUAGGUAUUGAUGCUUCUGCAAGAUAUAUAUUUGCAAAUGGAAAGAUACAUCAAUUACCCAUGAGUGUCUGGAAAGCUUUGUUUACAGUAAAUCAACCAUUCACUAAACCAUGGAUUUAUUAUGUUUUACGUGAGUGUUUUUCAUCAAAUAAUAGUAAAGCUAAUUUACCAGACAUUCAAAAUAAUGAUGAAAGUGCAUAUGAUUUUUUUUUGCGUACAUUCGGACAAGAAUUUGCUGAUUACUUGAUUUCACCAUUAUUGUGUGGAGUAUGUGGUGGAAACGCUAAGCAAAUGAGUGUUAAGUUUAUGUUUGGUGCCUUAUAUGAAGCAGAACGUAAACAUGGGACCGUUGGAUUAGGGUUAUUAAAAGAGAAAUUAAGUUCUAUUUUGAAUCGUGAAAAAAUAAAAGAUACAAAAGGGACCAAUAUUGAUAAACCUCCACCACCAGUUUAUUAUUUGGAUGGAGGCCUACAACGUUUAAUCCAUGCUUUAGAUAUUAAUAAUGAGUCUCAAGGAAUUCAUACAAAUUUAAACACUCAGUGUACACAAUUACAUUUUCACGAAAACAGAAAAGGUGCCAGAAUUGUGUUUUCUAAUGGCAAAGAAUUAGAAUGUUCACAUGUUAUCAGUGCUUUACCUGCUUAUAAGUUAGCUUCACUCUUUUGUGUUAAAUCUCAACAUUCAACAUUGACACAGCUAUUAAAAUCUAUACCCAUGGUAUCUAUAGCAACAGUUAAUUUAACAUACAAUGAUCCUAAAGUGAUGGGUCCUUACAAAGGUUUUGGAGUUCUUUCUUCACCACUUGAAAAAUUGUCUCUGUUGGGUAUAAUAUUUAAUAACUAUAUUUAUGGACAUAGUGGUCGAGUUGAUCUUACAGUUAUGAUGGGUGGAUAUGGUUUUAAAGAACAUUUUGUCAAAAACUCUCAAUGUCUGUCUGAAGAAAAACUUGCUGAUACAGCUGUAGGUCAUGUCAAACGUGUCCUUAAUAUUCAAUCAUUACCAAAUACGUAUAGUACACAAAUAUUAAAUGAUUGCAUUCCACAAUAUACAGUUGGACAUUAUGAACGUGUAAACAAAAUUCAAGAAUAUAUUAAUGUUAGACGUUUACCGUUGACAUUGGUUGGUUCGUCAUAUGCUGGAAUUAGUGUUAAUGAUGUUAUAUUUGCAUCAAUGACUGCAAUGCGAAAAUUAUGCAAAUAAUAGCAAAUCGAAAAUAUACGUUCUUAAAUUAUUCUAGAAACUUGUUCUCGGAAAUCAAAUAUUAUUAUUUUUUGUUUUAUUUUACACACAUUUAUUUGUGACAGUUGUUAUUAUUUUUACAGUAUUAAAUCUUGUUUCUAAUCAAGUUUUGUUGAUUAGAUAAUUCAAUAACUACUUAAAAAUAUACAUCAGCGAAUAUUUUGUGUUAUAAAUACAAUUAUUAUUUAAACAAA